This is a messenger RNA of Loxodonta africana (African savanna elephant), 12402 nucleotides long. It is a transcript of the gene SRGN, whose product is annotated as serglycin. The transcript is spliced from 3 exons. Gene Ontology annotation, biological process: secretory granule organization; negative regulation of bone mineralization. The record is from RefSeq and is a predicted model, not a curated record. The coding region runs from base 65 to 535 and encodes 156 amino acids. Lineage: Eukaryota; Metazoa; Chordata; Mammalia; Proboscidea; Elephantidae. Gene Ontology annotation, cellular component: secretory granule.
CUGCCCCGCUUCCUAAUUGCGAGGUUGGAGUGCAGGCGGCUGGAGUGGGAGUGUACUGGUCACCAUGCAUAGCCUCCUCAGGUGCAGCAGGCUGGUCCUGGCCCUCUCCCUCAUCCUCGUGCUGGCAUCUUCAGUUCAAGGUCAUCCUAUGCGGAAAGCCAGACACCAGUGGGUACGCUGCAACCCAGACAGUAAUUCUGCCAACUGCAUUAAUGAGAGGGGACCAGUGUUCGACCUAUCUCCAGGCGAAUCCAACAGAAUUCUCCCUCCAAGGAAUGACCCUUUUUCAACGAGGUUCCAGAACUUGCAAGAUGUCUUCCCUCUUUCUGAGGACUUCUCUGGAUCAGGCUCCGGCUCCGGCUCCGGCUCUGGCUUAAGCUCGGAAAGCAUCUUCCCUAACGAAAUCAACCAAGAAUACCAGCCAGUAGACGGAAACAAUGCUUUCUAUCACAACUUCAGGCCUCGUGGGAGGGAUCUGCCCUCAGACAAGCAGGACUCAGCUCAAGAUGGAUCGGAAGAAGAUUUUAGCAUAUAAAGAGAGGGUUUCACCACCUUGACACCAGGCGAUGUGUUCAGUAUCUUUUGUGUGCCAUGGUUAAAUGAUUAAUUUUGGGAACAAAAAGUUUUAUAGAAAUCUUUAAACAUUUGACAAAGAAGCUUAAAUUUAUAUCUCUUUUCUGUUUCUUAUAAAGUUUUCAAAAGACAUAUGCUUACGCUUUAACACUGUUAUCUGUCCUAUUGUUCUGGAAAAUACUUGCAUUUCCUUUCUACCAUAUUCAGCCAACCUUACUACGAAAUUAACAAGGCUCCCAUGUCUAUAAAAUUGCUUGAAAGAAUAAGUUAUACUUAAAAAAAAAAUUCAGUUUGAGAAGCAAAUUGACAGGCCAUGCCUUUUUGUCUCCAGGAAGCCAACUGAUUGUGAAGGAAGGUUAUGCCUCUUUUUUUAUGGCGGAAAAAAAAAUCAAGAUGCAACACACAGUGAAUUUUUAGAGUGGGUGUUUGUGUUUUACAGUGUGAAGUGUGUUACCAUAAUACCCCGACUGGCUAUGUUUGCAGAGUAGAAGGCAUUGUUUAUCUAGAAGUAGGAUUGCCGUUAGAGUUGGAAAUUUAAGACCCAAGUUAAAGCACGGCUGUGCUCUCUGUACCUCAUAUUCUUUACUUUUUUUUUUUUCUGGGUAUCUUUGUAUUUUCAAAUGUUACUCUAUUAAAGCAGAAGUAUAACCAAAGACUUAAGCUGUCUGAUACCUCUGUUCUAAACUCGGAAUAAUCGUUUUGGUUCAGGUGUUUCUAGAAGUCUUAUCGACAAAAUAUCUUCAAAAUUACUUUACAAUCAGUACAAAAAUUUUUUUUAACUAGAGUCAAAUCAUAUUAACUAGCAUGUGAUAAAAGCAAUCAUGCCUUAGCAACGAGGUUGUACUUAUGAAAGGACUUCCUCUACCUAAGGAUAUUCAUUCUCUGUUCCCUUUUAGUUCUCAAAUCCUGUCAGCAUCACGGUCGUGCAUUCUGUUCUGGCCCGUCCAGAUCCAUCCUUUAGAACCAAGGACAUACUCAAAUUAGUCUCUGCUGAAGAGACCCACAUCAUCCAAAUUCACGCCCCUUCCCAGGGAAGCCUGAAUCCAAUGACUGGUUGAUGUGGGUGUAUGAACACCUGGCCCCUCAGUGAACUUGGGCAACUCAGGAAGACCACCACAGUUUCAGAGCCCCCUGAGCGCUCAUCUGAGGCUUUGUUGGGGCUAUUUUUCAGCUCAGUUUCUUCCUUUACUCAUUCUUUCUUCUUCCCAUUGUCCUCCCAGGUAUUUAUCCCAAGAGUACUCCCUUAAAAACUUUCUGCACACUAGUCUCUAUCUCAGAGUUUGCUUCAUGGAGAAUCCAACCUGUGACAGUUGGUGCCAGGAGAGGUAGAAAGCUGAUACCAAGGUGGAAUUUUGGAGCUCCAUCACCUGCUGCCUGAGUGGCAAUGAGGACCUCAUCCUUGGCUGUAGAUAGUUGUAGAUGCAGGCCCAAGAUGCAUUGCAAUUGUUCACCUUUUCACUGAUGAUGAACUGAGAUGGUAUACCAAUGGAAGGAAGUGCACUGGGGGGCAAUAUACCAGGCAUUUGAGAAAUAUGGGGCAAUGGUAAUUCUAAAGACAAUGGAAUUGGAUGGCUGUUACUGGAGGUAAUUAAUGCUUUUGGAAGAGACAAGGAAAGGCAGAAUACUAAAAAACUCCCCUCCUGUUGCAGAAGGGCAGAGAAAGCUCUGGACCAGGACUAAUCACAAUAGCAGAGUUCCAAGAAUGUUAAAUUUUCAACCUAGGCAAGUCAACUAUGCGACGUCAAGGUGCCAGUCAGGAAACAAAGGAACUCUAAGAUACAGUGACAACUAGAUUGAUCCAUUCAAAUCUUGAAACCCCAGACUCUCCUGAACCUUGGAGUCUAUAGAAGAGACCCACUCCUCCUUAAGAACUAAUGCUUUCCUCUUUCUUGAAGAUGAUUAAGAGACCUGUGUCCUUCAAAAUAACAUGUACCUUUGCCUCAAGAUCUGUCCCCAUCUCCCCUCCUGGCCACUAGGCAAUAACUGAAGAUAAGUUGCAAUAUAAACCAACAGAGGACGUGCUGGGCCUACUAAGUAGGAAGGGUAAUACAUCCUGAAGAUUUUGCAGAGCCCAGCUAACGUGUACCUCAGAAGCUGAGAGAGUGUCUAUGAGAUUUGAUUCCAAGAGUAUGGAAUCAAGGACAGAGGUGGAACAUAAAGUUGCACAAGGGAAUGUCUUAGGUUGCUAGUGGUGCCAUAACACAGAUACCACAAGCGGGUUGCUUUAAAGGGCAGAAAGUAAUUUCCUCACAGUUCAGGAGGCUGCAAGUCCAAAUUUAGGGGGAGGUCCUUCCUUGUCUCUUUCAGCUUCUAGUAGCUGCCAGCAAUCUUGGUGUUCUUGGGCUUGUAAAUACAUCUGUCUGGGUUGUCUACCUUCCUUUUCCCCCUGUGUGUGUUCCCCUGUGAUGCCAGCUGCAGUAGCAGAAGCUGCAGUUAAUUCCACUGACCUUUCUAAGUUUUCCUCAGGAACUUAGCCCUCCGGGGUCCUGAAGGGGCAAUUCCCAGAAUUUAUAUGAAGCAAAUGGAUCUUAGUGGCACAAGGAGUGGGCAGUUUGGGGUGCUGUGCUGUGUCACUCAGAUUUCCCAUUCAGUACUGGAGGACUUAAUCUCCCAGCCGCUGGGAAGAUGGCUGACAGCUGCAGGCUCUUAGAUGAAGAGUGCCACCUAAUCCAAGGCCAUGAUCCCUUCUCUGGACAGCUCACAGCUGAAGACUUACCUGUGCACAGGUAUAAAGGCUUGAACCUCAUGCCCUCUUGGAACUACUUUGAAGGACCAUUCCAGUGUCAGAACUACCUGUGGUGUCAUCCAAGGCCUUGUUGUGAUUACAGUGCAGUUUUAUUUAUUCCUCUGUCUAAUCCUGCUUCCUUCUGGUCCUGCACAAGUGUUGCUUUAAAGAAUACUCCCUAAUAAACUCUCCAUGCUAUUCUUCAUCUCAGAGUCUGCUUCCCAUGGAACCCAACUUACAGCAAUCAUCUUUAUAGCAUUUUACUUUUGGUGACAGUUGCUAAAUUAUACCCAGAUCCCUUUGUUAAUGAAUCUAUUUAUGAUUAUUUAACAUAUUUAUCAUGAAUUCAGUGAGUUUUUAUGCCCAGUAGGGUGUUACUGUAACAAGACCAAUUUUUUGGCUCCUGUAACUAUUAUAAUAUAGCAGAGAAAAUAAGGCAUGCUGCUUUUUCUUCUGUAGUUAAGUGCUGGUUUAACACAUUUGAAGAGGGGAUAGGUAGUUUAGGUUGGCUUUAUCAAAAAAAUGACACUCUUGGGAAGCGGGGCCAAGAUGGCAGAAUAGCCAGACGCUUCCUGCGAUCCCUCUUACAACAAAGACCCAAAAAACAAGUGAAACGAUUAUAUUUAUGACAAGCUAGAAGCCCUGAACAUCAAAGGCAAAGUUAAAAAACGGACUGAGUGGCAGGUGGAGGGAGAAACGGUUCAGAAGCUGAGGGGAGUUGCCGGACCUGAAUUGCUGGGAUCCCUCAGGCACCAUUCCCAGGAGCGGCUGCGGCAGGCUGGUGGUAGUGUUCGGCUGCAGUUUCCUCAGGGAGAAGCAGCCAGGCGCACAGCCUACUCACACCUCUGGAACCAGAGAAGAACUGUGCUCUCGGCAAAAGCUAAGUAUUUGCAUAUAUUUUACCGCACCCCCAGCCCCCAGGCCGGCUUCAGUGGCUGUUGAUUUCCCUGUUAAUAGGCCCUAUUAACCACCCUGAGCCAUCCUCCUGGCUUUAGAGUAAGAAUAAAUUCACAAUUGGGGGAAAAGAUAAUUUGCCAGCUCCACUAAGUUGGGGAGCUGAGAACAGAAGUGGCUCCUGUCCAGGCAUAAACGGUCUGUGGACUUUGAACACUUUCCCCCCUGUGUGGUCCUGUGUGGGCCUAUUUCAGGAGAAUAGGCCCUUGUUGGCAGGCUCCAACUGUUUCAGCUGUGCAGUGAAGAGGUGGGUGUUUGAUAUUUGACACUGCCUUUCCUAUUUUUUUUUUUCCUAUUAAACAGGGUCCUCACCUACCCACAUCAGGGGGCAUAAGAACUGGUGGCUCUGCUCAGGUCACCCAGCCACCUGCAACAGGGGCCCAAGGAUAACUGGUACCUCCCAGUCCUUACAACCAAAAGCAUUGGGCGCCCACGGUCCGUCUGCAGGAUCCACCCACCUGUAUGCUCUAGGAAACAAGGACACGAUUUCCUCACAGACACUCAGAGGACGGUUCUCAGCCCCCUGCCUUGUUCAUAGUGUGACCCCCUGCUGCAACCAGAUACUGGUACCUACACCAAUCACCCCUGCACCUCCAAGACUGUAGGACAGAGCCUGUACCACACACCUGAGCUGAAUUCUUACAAGAAAAGUGAAUGGAAUCCUAGACUGAUAUACCUGAUAAUAGCUCUAGCCAUCCGGUGACAGGACGUCAGAGCUUUAAAGGCAAAAAUAAUCAGGCUAGCUCACUCAAGCAAUCCAUAUGGGCAUACCAAAACAAAACAAAGCAAUAAGCCAGGAUAUAGUAAGCAAACAUAAAAUAAACUAAUACAGUAACUUAUAGAUGGCUCGGAGACAACAGUCAAUAUCAAGUCACAUAAAGAAACAGACCAUGAUUGCCUCAAUAAGCUCUCAAAACAAAGAAUCAACGGAUCUUCUGGAUGAAGGUGUCUUCCUAGAAUUACCAGACCCAGAAUUCAAAAGAUUUAUAUACAGAACUCUUCAAGACAACAGGAACGAGACUAGGAAGGUGAUCAGGCAGUACACAAAAUAAGCCAAGGAACACACAGAUAAACUAGUUGAAGAAAUUAAGAAGAUUAUUCAAGAACAUAAUGAAAAAUUUAACAAGCUGCAAGAAUCCAUAGAGAGACAGCAAUCAGGAAUUCAGAAGAUUAACAAUAAAAUUGCAGAAUUAGACAACUUAAUAGAAAGUCAGAGGAGCAGAAUUGAGCAAGUGGAAGGCAGAAUUGGUGAGCUUGAAGAUAAAAGACUUGGCACCAAUAUAUUUGAAGAAAAAUCAGAUAAAAGAAUUAAAAAAAAUGAAGAAAACUUAAGAAUCAUGUGGGACCCUAUCAAGAGAAAUAACCUACGAGUGAUUGGAGUACCAGAACAGGGAGGGACAAUAGAAAAUACAGAGAGAAUUGUUGAGCAUUUGUUGGCAGAAAACUUCCCUGAUACCGUGAAAGAUGAGAAGAUAUCUAUCCAAGAUGCUCAUUGAACUCCACAUAAGGUAGAUUUUAAAAGAAAGUCACCAAAACAUAUUAUAAUCAAACUUGCCAAAACCAAAUAUAAAGAGAGAAUUUUAAGAGUAGCUAGGGAUAACGGAAAAGUCACCUACAAAGGAGAGUCAAUAAGAAUUAGCUCGGACUACUUGGCAGAAACCAUGCAGGCAAGAAGGCAAUGGGAUGACUUAUAUAAAGCAUUGACGGAAAAAAAUUGCCAGCCAAGAAUCAUAGCCACCAAAAUUGUCUCUCAAAUAUGAAAGUGAAAUUAGGACAUUUCCAGAUAAACAGAAGUUUAGGGAAUUUGUAAAAACCAAACCAAAACCAUAAGAAAUUCUAAAGGGAGUUCUUUGGUUAGAAGAUCAAUAAUAUCAGGUAUCAACCCAAGACUGGAACACUGGACAGAGCAAUCAGAGAUCAAUCCAGACAGGGAAAUCACAAAAACAAAUCAAGAUUAAAAAACGCUCAAAACGGAGAAACAGUGAUGUUAUUAUGUAAAAGAAGACAACAUUAAAACAGUAAAGAGGGAUUAAGAAAUGUAGUCAUAGAUCUUUCAUAUGGAGAGGAAGGCAAGACGAUAUAAAGAAAUACAAGUUAGGAUUAAACUUAGAAAAAUAGGGGUAAAUAUUCAGGUAACCACAAAGGCGACUAACUAUCCUACUCAUCAAAAUAAAACACAAGAAAAAAAUAGAGACUCAGCAGAAACAAAAUCAACAACAACAAAUAAGAGGAAAAGACAAUAUAUAAAGUACUCAGCACAAAAAAAUAAGUGGGAAAAAGAAACUGUCAACAACCCACAAAAAAAAGACAUCAAAAUGACAGCACUAAACUCAUACCUAUCUAUAAUUAUGCUGAAUAUAAAUGGACUAAAUGCAGCAAUAAAGAAACAGACAGUGGCAGAAUGGAUAAAAAAACAUAAUCUGUCUAUAUGCUGCCUACAAGAGAAACACCUUAGAGAUGCAAACAAACUAAAACUCAAAGGAUGGAAAAAAUAUAUCAAGCAAACAACAAUCAAAACAGAGCAUGAGUGGCAGUAUUAAUUUCCAACAAAAUAGACUUUAAAGUUAAAUCCACCACACAGGAUAAGGAAGGACACUAUAUAAUGAUUAAAGGGACAACAUACCAGGAGGAUACAACCAUAUUAAAUAUUUAUGCACCCAAUGACAGGGCUUCAAGAUACCUAAAACAAACUCUAACAGCAUUGAAAAGUCAGAUAGACAGCUCCACAAUUAUAGUAGGAGACUUCAACAUGCCACUUUCGGUGAAGGACAGGACAUCCAGAAAGAAGCUCAAUAAAGACAAGGAAGAUCUAAAUGCCACUGUCAACCAAGUUGACCUCAUAGACAUAUACAGAACACUCCACCGAACAGCAGCCAAGUAUACUUUCUUUUCCAAUGCACAUGGAACAUUCUCUAGAGCAGACCACAUACUAGGUCAUAAAGCAAGCCUUAGCAGAAUCCAAAACAUCGAAAUAUUACAAAGCAUCUUAUCUGAUCAUAAGGCCAUAAAAGUACAAAUCAAGAAGAGAAAACGUAAGGAAAAGAAAUCAAACACUUGGAAACUGAACAAUACUCUGCUCAAAAAUGACUGGGUUACAGAAGAAAUAAAGGUUAGAAUAAAGAAAUUCACAGAAUCCAAUGAGAAUGAAAACACUUCCUAUCAGAACCUUUGGGACACAGCGAAAGCAGUGCUCAGAGGUCAAUUUAUACCAAUAAAUGCACACAUACAAAAAGAAGAAAGGGCCAAAAUCAAAGAAUUAUCCCUACAACUUGAACAAAUAGAAAGAGAGCAACAAAAGAAACCCCCAGGCACCAGAAGAAAGCAAUAGUAAAAAUUAGAGCAGAACUAAAUGAAAUAGAAAAACAAUUAAAAGAGUUAACAAGACCAAAAGCUGGUUCUUAGAAAAAAUUAACAAAAUUGAUAAACCACUGGCCAAACUGACAAAAGAAACACAGGAGAGGAAGCAAAUAACCCGAAUAAGAAAUGAGAUGGGCAAUAUUACAAAAGACCCAACUGAAAUUAAAAGAAUCAAUCAUGUUAGAGUACAAGAAAAAUUGUACUCUAACAAAUCUGAAACCUAAAAGAAAUGGAUGAAUUCCUUGAAAUGCACUACCUACCUAAACUAACACAAAGAGAGGUAGAACAACUAAAUAGACCCAUAACAAAAGAAGAGAUUGAAAAGGUAAUCAAAAAAUUCCCAACAACAAAAAAAAGCCCUAGCCCAGAUGGCUUAACUGCACAGUUUUAAACUUGAGAAGAGUUAACAUCACUGCUACUAAAGGUAUUCCAGAGCAUAGAAAAGGAUGGAAUACUCCCAAACUCAUUCUCUGAAGCCAGCACACCCUGAUACCAAAACCAGGUAAAAAAACAACAAAAAAGGAAAAUUACAGACCUAUAUCCCUCAUUUUUUUUUUUAUCCCUCAUGAACUUAGAUGCAAAAAUCCUCAACAAAAUUCUAGCCAAUAGAAUUCAACAACACAUUAAAAAAAUAAUUCACCGUGACCAAGUGGGAUUCAUACCAGGUAUGCGGGGAUGGUUCAACAUCAGAAAAACAAUUAAUGUAAUCCAUCAUUUUUUUUUUAUCAUAUAAAUAAAAUAAAAGUCAAGAACCACAUGAUUUUAUCAAUUGAUGCAGAAAAGGCAUUUGACAAAGUUCAAUACCCAUUCAUGAUAAAAACUCUCAGCAAAAUAGGAAUAGAAGGAAAACUCCUCAACAUAAUAAAGGGCAUUUAUACAAAGGCAACAGCCAACAUCAACCUAAGUGGAGAGAGCCUGAAAGCAUCCCCCUUGAGACUGGGAACCAGACAAGAAUGCCCUUUAUCACCACUCUCAUUCAACAUUGUGCUGGAGGUCCUAGCCAGAGCAAUUAGGCUAGAUAAAGAAAUAAAGGGCAUCCAGGUUGACAAGGAAGAAGUAAUAGUAUCUCUAUUUGCAAAUGACAUGAUCUUAUACACAGAAAACCCUAAGGAAUCCUCGAGAAAACUACUGAAACUAAUAGAAGAGUUCAUCAGAGUGUCAGCAUAUAAGAUAAACAUACAAAAAUCAGUUGGAUUCCUCUACAUCAACAAAAAGAACAUUGAGGAGGAAAUCACCAAAUUAAUACCAUUUACAGUAGCCCCCAAGAAGAUAAAAUACUUAGGAAUAAAUCUCACCAGAGAUGUAAAAGACCUAUACAAAGAAAACUACAAGACAGUACUGCAAGAAACCAAAAGAGACCUACAUAAGUGGAAAAACAUAUCUUGCUCAUGGAUAAGACGACUUAACAUUGUAAAAAAGUCUACUCUACCAAAAAUGAUAUACAGAUACAAUGCAAUUCCGAUUCAAAUUUCAACAUUUUUUAAUGAGAUUGAGAAACACAUCACCAACUUCAUAUGGAAGGGAAAGAGACCCCCGAUAAGUAAAGCAUUACUGAAAAAGAAGAACAAAGUGGGAGGCCUCACUCUACCUGAUUUUAGAACCUACCUUUUUUUUUUUUUUAAUCCUGCUACAGUAGUCAAAACAGCCUGGUACUGGUACAACAACAGACACAUAGACCGAUGGAACAGAAGUGAGAAUCCAGACACAAAUCCAUCCACAUAUGUGCAGCUGAUAUUUGACAAAGGCCCAAAGUCAGUUAAAUGGGGAAAAGACAGUCUCUUUAACAAAUGGUGCUGGCAUAACUGGAUAUCCACCUGCAAAAAAAUGAAACAAGACCCAUACCUCACUCCAUGCACAAAAACUAACUCAAAAUGGAUCAAAGACCUAAAUAUAAAACCUAAAUCGAUAAAGAUCAUGGAAGAAAAAAUAGGGACAAUACUAGGAGCCCUAAUACAUGGCAUAAAUAGUAUAUAAAACAUUACUAACAAUGCAGACAACUAACAAACCAGAUAACUGCAAGCUCCUAAAAAUCAAACACCUAUGCUCAUCCAAAGACCUCACCAAAAGAGUAAAAAGAUUACCUACAGACUGGGAAAAAAUUUUUGCCUAUGACAUUUCCAAUCAGCGUUUGAUCUCUAAAAUCUACAUGAUACUGCAAAAACUCAACUGCAAAAAGAUAAAUAACCUAAUUAAAAAAUGGGCAAAAGAUAUGAACAGGCACUUCACUGAAGACAUUCAGGUAGCUAACAGACACAUGAGGAAAUGCUCACGGUCUCACGGUCAUUAGCCAUUAGAGAAAUGCAAAUCAAAACUACAGUGAGAAUCCAUCUCACUCCAACAAGGCUAGCAUUAAUCCAAAAAACACAAAAUAAUACAUGUUGGAGAGGUUGUGGAGUUAUACACUGCUAUUGGGAAUGUAAAAUGGUACAACCACUUUGGAAAUCGAUUUGGUGCUUCCUUAAAAAACUAGAAAUAGAAUUACCAUAUGAUCCAGCAAUCCCACUCCUUGGAAUAUAUCCUAGAGAAUUCAGAGCCUUUACACGAACAGAUAUAUGCACACCUAUGUUCACUGCAACACUGUUUACAAUAGGAAAAAGAUGGAAGCAAUCAAGAUGCCCAUCAACAGGUGAAUGGAUAAAUUAUGGUAUAUUCACACAAUGGAAUAUUAUGCAUCAAUAAAGAACAAUGAUGAAUCUGAAAUAUUUCAUAAUGUGGAGGACUCUGGAAGGCAUUAUGCUGAGUGAAAUUAGUUCCAAAGGACAAAUAUUGUAUAAGAGCACUAUUAUAAUAACUGGAGAAAUAGUUUAAACUGAGAAGAAAACAUUCUUUCAUGGUUACGAGAAGGGGUAGGGAGGAGGGGUGGGAGAGGGGCAUUCACUGAUAGUAGAUAAGAACUACUUUAGGUGAAGGGAAAGACAGCACACAAUACAGGGGAGGUCAGCACAACUGGACCAAACCAAAAGCAAAGAAGUUUCCUGAAUAAACUGAAUGCUUUGAAGGCCAGCAUAGCAGGGGUGGGGGUUUGGGGACCAUGGAUUCAGGGGACAUCUAAGUCAGCUGGCAUAAUAAAAUCUAUUAACAUUCUGCCUUCCACUUUGGAGAGUAGCUUCUGGGAUCCUAAAUGCUAGCAAGUGGCCAUCUAAGAUGCAUCAACUGGUCUCAACCCACCUGGAGUUAAGGAGAAUGAAGAACACCAAAGAUGCAAGGUAAAUACGAGCCCAGGAGACAUAAAGGACCACAUAAACCACAGACUGCCUCGGCCUGAGACCAGAAGAGCUAGAUGGUGCCCGGCUACCACAACUGAUGACUGCCCUGACAGGGAGUGCAACGGAGAGCCCCUGAGGGAGCAGGAGAGCAGUGGGAUGCAGACCUCAAGUUCUCAUAAAGAGACCAAACUUAAUGAUCUGACUCAGACUAGAAGGACCCCAGAGGUCAUGCUCCCCAGACCUUCUGUUACCCCAAGACAGGAACCAUUCCCAAAGCCAACUCUUCAGACAGGGAUUGGACUGGACUAUGGGAUAGAAAAUGAUACUGGUGAAGAGUGAGCUUCUUGGAUCAAGUAGACACAUGAGACUAUGUGGGCAUCUUCUGUCUGGAGGGGAGAUGAGAGGGCAGAGGGGCUCAGAAGCUGGCCGAAUGGACACGAAAAUAGAGAGUGGAGGGAAGGAGUGUGCAGUUCAUGGUGGGGGAGAGCAAUUAGGGGUAUAUAGCAAGGUGUAUAGAAAUUUUUGCAGGACAGACCGACUUGAUUUGUAAGCUUUUACUUAAAGUACAAAAAAAAUUAAAAGAAAAUGACACUUAUGGAGAAAAGUCUUAAGUUUGUCACAAAAGAAAUGCAGAAGAUUUCUAUUUUUGGAGAGGUAAUUAGACUGGUGGAAAGAAUAUGAGCUUUAGAAUGGCAAAGUCUUGGCUUAAAUAUCAGUUUCACUCUUUGUUAGCUGUAUAACUUUAGGUUACCUAACUUAGCUAAGAUUUUCUAAGAAAAGCAGUACAGUGACGGGGUUAAUUGCAUGGACUCCAGAACCAGGUUACCAGGGGUACAAAAUUCUGUCACUUACCAGCUAGGUAACCUGAGUUACCUCAGUUUCUUCCUCUUUAAAAUGAGGGUAAUCUCAUUUUAAGGUACCUUUACCUUAUAGGUUUGUUGAGAUAAUUAAUUAAGUUAAUAUAUGAAGUGCUUGCAACAAUAUUAUUGAGUGAGUGACCAAUAAACAUGGGCUAUCAUUAUCUGUACUAAAGGGUAACAAUACUCACAGAGUCAUGGUGAGGAUUAUAUGAGGCAAUGUAUGGGAUAUGAUUAGCUUAGUGUCCAGCACAUAGCAAGCUCCAAAAAUUAUCAUUAUGAAAAUAUUUUUCAUAGCUACGUCAUAAGAUUCUUUUAAGGAUUCCAUCUAUAUGCCAAGCACUGCUACAUGCUGGGGAUACAGAGGAAACAAAGACACACCAGAUGACCUUUGUCCUCAAGUUUAGAGUCUCUCAGGGAUUAAAUGAAAUCUGUAAGUCUUUCCCAGCACAAAUGAAAGUAGAUACACGGAAGUAAACAUUACCUGACACAUAGGGGAAAUAGCACGUUGCUCAUGUAGGUUCUUUGUAAUUACUCUUUUGGGGUUCAGUUUGUUAAUCAACCAACUAUCACCAUGAUUAUAGGUUUUUUUUUUUUUUUUGUGGUGGGGUGCUUCUUCCAAUUUGUACUUUUGAAUAACUCUCUAAAUUCAUGACGAUUUUUAAAAAUCUGAUAUUAUUCAAUUAAAAAAAAAAAAGGACCAAGGCACCAGGAAUAAACAGUUAAGACU